AUGUCUUCUUGUCAACAAUGCAGUUGCAAGAACUUCCAGGCCAACAGGUUCAAACCUUUGUACUGUUCCAUAUGUCUACAUAAUCAUACACAAAAAACAUCAUCUCUACAGCAACUGGUCCACAAUGACGCUGUUGCCAAGCCAAACACUACAACACCACCAGUGACCUCAACCCAGCCCAAGCUUGCCAAGUCAUAUUCAUUUUCUGGAUCCAGUCCUCAAUCACCUCAGCCAUCAUCAUCACUGUCCACCUCCACCAAGGCAGCACCUCCACCUACGCCUCCAAAGACUACAUCUUCUACAUCCAUAUCAACAAAGGAUCGUCCCAAGGCACAGGACUUCUCCAAGAACAAACCAGCGGCAUCAACAUCUAAAUCAUCAAAGUCCAAGAGCAACAGCAGCAGCAGCAACAGCAACAACAACAGCAACAGCUCUUUGAAGACAAAGUUUGCAGGAUGGAAAGGCGCCAUUCAGGGCAAGGUGAACAAUUUGAUGGGCGAUGGAAGUGGUGGAUCUGAUGAUUCUUCAAGGUCAGGUGAUGCUGUUAUGGAGAUUUCAGGUCCAACAGACUACAAACACAACACUCAUAUCGGUAUCACUUCAACCGGUGCCAUCGAAACCAACAACAUCCCAGAUGAAUGGAAAGAGAUAUUCAGACAGGUGGAUCAAGCUUUGAAAUCUCUUGGCAAGAAGGGUGUCUCGAGAAAAGAGGCCGCACUCAUCUUGAACGCAGUACUUGCUGGCCAAGCACCAGCAGGAACAAAGUCUCUCCGUAGCACACCGGGCACUCCACCCUCGCUUCCACCAAAGCCGACCUCUCCAUCCACAGUCCAGACUCAGUCCACUGUCAAUUUGAACAAAUCGACACCAUCCAAUACCUCGGCAACUAGCUUCACAAGCUCACUGUCCACCUCAAGUCAAGCAACGGCGGUCAAACCAAAGCCACUUAUCCCAACCACUCCACCACCAAGCUUGCCCAAGCAUCAGUCCAAUGCCAGCCUCACUACCAGUACAAGCACAACCAGCUCUGCCAACAGUACGCCAAACAAGGCAUCGCCAAUGAUUUCUUCUACAAACAACACUAUCAGUGUCUUUGAGCACGAGCAACUGAAGGACAAGCUCAGACAGAGUGAGCAACGACUCAAGAGUCUUGAGCAGUCUGCCAAAACAAACAAUGUCAGUCAGUUUGAGCAUGACCAAUUGAAGGACAAGCUCAGGGAGACAGAGACAAGACUCAAG
Molecule: messenger RNA, 1239 nt
Organism: Acytostelium subglobosum LB1
Lineage: Eukaryota; Evosea; Eumycetozoa; Acytosteliales; Acytosteliaceae
Exons: 1
Biological process (GO): actin filament organization
Source: RefSeq, a predicted model, not a curated record